Messenger RNA from Microcebus murinus (gray mouse lemur), 2465 nucleotides. It is a transcript of the gene EFHC2, whose product is annotated as EF-hand domain containing 2. Gene Ontology annotation, cellular component: microtubule. Gene Ontology annotation, biological process: regulation of neuron projection development. NCBI's taxonomy places the organism in Eukaryota, Metazoa, Chordata, Mammalia, Primates, Cheirogaleidae. The record is from RefSeq and is a predicted model, not a curated record.
UAACGAGAGGGCCAAGAGACGCGGCCGGGAGGCUGCUGCUGCUUGCCCGCCCCUCUCUUCUCAGACAGGGAUCCGGACACUGAGCGCCAUGUCUCUGCCGCUGCUGCCUGGCAACAGCUUCAACCGCAAGGUGGGAAAGGAGAAGUUCCACAAAUCCCAACAUUGGGGCUUUUGCAAUAAUGUUAGGAUGCUAGUGAGUGAUGAUAAACCUGGAAUUGGUGGAGAACUACUUCCUGGGCAAAAGAUGAAGCCUAAAUAUAGCAGGUUUCCUACAGGAGAUGGAACUGAUGCACCCUCGUGGGUAGCUUUUGAUAAACAGGUUUUGUCUUUUGAUGCCUACUUAGAAGAUGAAGUACCUGAUAAAAGCCAAGAAAACUACAGAAUAAGACGCUAUAAAAUCUACUUUUACCUUGAAGAUGACACAAUUCAAGUAAAUGAACCAGAGUUGAAAAAUAGUGGACUGCCUCAAGGGACUUUUAUCCGGCGGCAUCGGAUUCCUCUCCCACCUCCUGAUGAGGAUCAAUUUUAUACUGUGGAUCAUUUCAAUAUUGGCAUCGACAUUGUCUUCUAUGGCCGGACAUUCAAGAUUUAUGACUGCGAUACAUUUACGCAAAACUUUUUGAGGAAAUUAGGAGUCAAAUUAAAUCCUCCUGGACAAUGUCCAGAAGAUCCUUACAUGAAGACACGGAAAGAGACGCUGGAAUGCACAGAGCCCUUACGUCCCUAUGAGCCCUUCGACACCCUGAGACAGUUCCUCGAAUAUGAUGGGAAGGUUUUGCGUUUCUUCUGCCUGUGGGAUGACUCAGCCUCAUUGUUUGGGGACCGUAGAGAACUCAUCCUGCAUUAUUUUCUGUCUGAUGACACUAUUGAAAUCAAAGAACUGUUGCCACACAACUCAGGCCGGGAUGCUAUGUCACUGUUCCUCCGGAGGAGUAAGCUACCCAAGUAUGGCCCACCUGGAGUCCAUCAACCAGGCCAGAUAACAGAUCGAACAGUUCUUAAUGUGUACGGUGGCUUGACAGAGACCCAAGUGAUUGGCUUCCUGUUGGAUAAAUACAAGCUAGAAAAAUUAGAGCAAGAGUUUUACAAAGAUAGUGACCUGACCAUAGGCACCACCAUCAAUGUGUGGGGAAGGAAAGUGCUCCUUUGCGACUGUGAUGAAUUUACGAAGUCUUAUUAUAAGUCUAAAUAUGGAAUAGAGAACUUUACCUCGAUUCAAUGCAAGGCUCCUCCCCCUCCAAGAAUAGAAAGGAAAUUUCCACCUUAUACUGGCUUUGGUUCUGAAGAGGAUUCUCUCCGCUCCUGCGUAGGUCUCAUCCCCACACCGCAUAAGAAGAACUUCAAGAAGUUCAUGGAAAAAGACAGCUAUGGCGAUGUAAGCAAUAUACUCCGUUUUUUUGCAAAACUAAUCACGGACAAAUGUGCUGACGUGGACAGACUUUUUGUUAUUUCAUAUUUUCUCAGUGAUGACACAAUGCAAGUGUUUGAACCUAUAGAGAAGAAUUCAGGGAUUGCUGGUGGGAAAUUCUUAAAAAGAAGCCGUGUAAAGAAGCCUGGACAAGAAAUCUUUAAAAGUGAACUAUCAGAAUAUAUCAAGGCUGAGGAGCUGUACGUUGGAGCCACAGUGAAUAUCAAUGGCUACCUAUUUCUUUUGCUCAAUGCUGAUGAGUACACCUUAAACUACAUGGAGAAGAAUUCAGAUAAGUUUCCUUUCAGCAACUUUGAACUUGCCCUACAAAAGGUGAAAAAUGAAGAAUCAAAAUCCAUAGAAAUCAAGCAAGUAUUUACAGCUGCUGACUGUAAGCACACAAUGAUGGUGGAUUAUAAUGCAUUCAGAGAAAUAUUGAUGAGUCUAACUGUUGGGAAACUCACAGACCAAGAGGUUAUAACCAUUGCACGUCACUACCGUGUGCCUGAUGAAUCGUGUGCAGAUUUGGAUGUCUUAAUUGCACAGGCCCAUGAACAGCUCAAGAAAAAUAAUUUUGAGAAUUUCGACAAAUUGCUUGCUAACUGUGUGUACCAAGAUCGAGAAAAAAAAAAAGUAUUACCCAGUAAAGACAUCAGAAGACUGUGCAAGUCCUCCAGGUUACCUUUGAAGGAUGAUUUUCUAGAAACUUUACUCUCCAGAUUUGAAGACAGUGAAGGACAAAUAAAUUAUGAGUCAUUUUUCUGUGUCCUGAACUGGAGAAUGAAUCCGAUGCCUGAAUUGGAAGCACCACCGUACCUUAAAGAGAGAUGUGAAGAGGUUUGGCUUGGAAUGCCAUCACCUGUUCCUGUGAAAUACAUUGACUACAUAACUCUUUUGAAAGAUGUGCUUGGCUUGGAGGAAGACUAACCAUGCUGGUUUUGGUCAAUUCCCUUUGAUUUACUGCUAUAAUUUUGCCAAGUUUAUUUUAGGAGAUAUAAUUUCAUUAUAAACAAAAAAGAAACAAGGUUCAUAUUGACUGGAAAUCCAUAAACCACAA